UACCUCCACGCCAUACCGUGCACUACACUUGAUUCCAUCGUAUCGGAAAUCGAAACAAAACGACGGGGACGAAAUCGAAUACACAACAAAAAAAGGAUUUACUAACACAGAAACAGACCACAAUGAACACUAAAAACAACAGCCACAACAUGGUGCUUCUGCCCCUGCUGCUGAUGGCCGGAUCCAAGCUGCACCAGGCGGACGCCUUUCAGCCACCCGCCCGGAUAGCAGCUGCCGCGGCACUUUCCGGCAGGCCCGCUGYCACCACCAGCCAGCUCGGAGCGGCGAUCCCUCCCCUCCACGACGCCGCCUCGUCGCUGGACCCGCAGGAAUUGUCCACUCACGCUCACGCGCUCCACGGAUUCCUGCAGCACCACACCUCUACCUUUUUGUCGGACGCGGCUGCGGCAACCCUCGAUCCCUCCGGAAGCAAUCCCCUGGAGGCCAUCGAAGCCGUCAUCGAAA
Molecule: messenger RNA, 465 nt
Organism: Pseudo-nitzschia multistriata
Lineage: Eukaryota; Bacillariophyta; Bacillariophyceae; Bacillariales; Bacillariaceae
Source: the annotation of a GenBank genome assembly